CCUUAGGCUGCUUAAGAUGAACUUGACUUUGUUUAAUUUGUUUGUAUAUUUAUUUCAGUGUUAUUCGAGCACCCAAUGUAUAGUAAAUCAUCAACUAUAUUCUCCUUGAAGCACAAUUUGAAAUUGAGUACAACAAAAACGCAUACAAGAAAAAAUGUCGGAGAUUAAUAAGGGAUUUUAUCCGGAAGAUUUUAAAAAGCAGACACUUGGGUUAUGUGCCUGCCGUAAAAGAGAAAACGGUGAAAAUGUCUGUGGUGAACUCACCAAGAGAAUUUCUUGCAGUCGACCAUGCUGGAAAGGAAACAUUUUGGAGAAAUUGCCAUUUAUUGGAAUUCUGCGAGAAUAUAACUUGAAGACAGAUUUGCUUUUGGAUAUUUUAGGCGGCCUUACAAAUGGCAUUAUGCACAUUCCGCAAGGUAUGGCUUUUGCGAGUCUGGCGUCUCUCCCGCCCGUUGUUGGUUUGUACGUCUCAUUCUUUACUCCAAUCGUUUACUUCUUCCUAGGGACAUCAAGACAUAUUUCUCUUGGUACGACGGCCAUUACAUCGCUGCUUGUAGGAAAUGUCGUAACUCGAGGGGUCUCAAGACAUUUGGGGCCAACUGUUGCACCGAACGAAACAACCGGUAACAUAUCUUCAUAUGUAGAUUGGUCUGACGAGGAAACGCUACAAAUUUCCCUUGCUGUUGGAUUAGCCCUCCUGACUGGCUUGAUUCAGUUGGCAAUGGGAUUAUUCCACCUUGGGUUUGUUACGGCCUAUCUGUCAGAUGCUGUUCUCAGUGGAUUCACCACUGCCGCGGGGUUUCACGUAUUCACGAGUCAAGUGAAGGACAUUUUUGGUAUCAAGAUUGGAAGAUACUCUGGCCCAUGGAAGCUCAUAUACACAUACCGAGAUAUAGUGCUGAAUAUAGUGAAUACUAAUGUCGCUACGCUCAUCACCAGUGCUAUAUGUAUUAUAGUUCUCCUGUUAGUUAAAGACUGUAUCAAUCAACGAUUCAAGUCAAAGAUGAGGAUUCCGAUUCCAAUAGAACUGUUUGUGGUGAUUGGUGCAACGGUCGUGUCAUAUUUUGCAAAACUGAACCAUCGCUACGGCGUAGCAGUAGUAGGAUAUAUUCCAAAAGGGCUUCCGGCCCCAAGUUUGCCAGAUUUACAAUACGCAGGCGAGUACAUCCCAGAUGCGUUUGUCAUUGCAAUUGUUGGUUAUUCAAUUCAUAUGGCACUUUCUAAGCUGUUUGCUAAAAAACAUGGGUACGACGUGGACUCGAACCAGGAGUUAAUCGCUAUGGGAAUGACAAAUGUAUCGUGUAGUUUCUUUAGCUGUUAUACAUCAGCUUGUUCCAUGUCCAGAACAUUAGUGCUUGAAUCUGCAGGCGGAGUAACACAGAUAUGCGGUCUGGUGUCGUCAAUUCUUGUAAUGGUUGUCCUGUUGGCACUGAGUGGUCUAUUGUAUGAACUGCCAAAGUGUGUUUUAGCAUCCAUUGUCAUGGUUGCUGUCAAAAAUAUGUUCAAACAAUUUAGCGAACUAAAGAGAUUGUGGUUUUUCUCAAAGAUUGAUGGCAUGGUUUGGUUUGUCUCGUGGAUAGCUACAAUACUACUAGACACCGAUCUAGGGCUUUUAGUCGGCGUUUCCUUCUGCAUCCUAACUCUAAUCUUUAGAAUGCAAUGGCCGGAAGCUGAUAUGAUGGGUAGUAUUGAAGCAAUGGAUCAAUCGUACAGGGAAAUUAAACAAAGCGAGAAAGUCAAGGCUCUCCCUGGUAUAAAGAUAUUCCGAAUUGAUUCUCCACUCUGCUUCAUGAACCGUGAACAUUUCCAGCGACAUCUUUACGAAGAUACAAACUGUAAUCCAGCAUUGAUCAAACUCAAGAGAGACAACGCUGAAAAAAUAUCAAGAAAAAACAAUCCGAGUAACUUAUCGGUGAUUCAAACAGAAAACGACAAACACGUGACAUACUCGAAUGGUAUCAAUGGACAUGUAAAUGCUGGGUUUAAUGAUGAUAUCUGUAAAACAGAACCACAGGCCUCUUGCGUUACAAUUGAUCGUGGUGCUAUAUCAAGUGAAGAUGAAGUAACUCAUGUGAUAGUUGACUGUUCUGCUAUGGGUUUUAUAGACUCUGGUGGUAUCUCCGUAUUAAAUCUGGUCAUCGAGGAGUAUAAGGAGGUCGACAUUAAAGUAAUUUUGGCCGGCUGUAUAGAUUCGGUGAUAAGAAUUUUGGUCCAGGAUGAUUUCUUUGAGAAACAUGGAACGAGUAUACUGUAUCUUUCACUCGACGACGCCGUGAAAUCCUUAGUGCUAAGUAAACGUCACAUGCCUGCAUUAAAUGACUCUGGAGAUGAUGUAAACGAAGACACUCGGAUGUGAUAUGAAAAGGGUUAUAGGCUUAAAAACAAUAACAUAAAUGAUAGUCCCGACGUAGCCUUUAAACGAAAAUGGACUUUAGAAAUAGUUGUGUCUCGGCAUAAGACAUGACAAAUUCUAUGAGCCAAAACUUAUCUACAUGUGAUUUAUUUAACUUUACUUAGAAGUGUGUCUCAAUGAAGAUAUCUGACGUCAUGACAGAGCAUGGAUUUUGUCUGAAUGUCGAAAAGGCCACCAGGACUACAUUAUUUAUAUUGCUGGCUAUAAUCGUGUGUCGCCAAUAUAUUAUUUAGAAAUGUCUUCCAAUUUGAUUUGUAUGUUUGUAUCAUAACAUUGUUAAAGAUUAUACAAGUUCAUUUAAAAUUUGUUGUUUAUAUCUUUUUGACUAUUGUAAUUGA
Messenger RNA from Owenia fusiformis, 2751 nucleotides. The record is from the annotation of a GenBank genome assembly. Lineage: Eukaryota; Metazoa; Annelida; Polychaeta; Sabellida; Oweniidae.